AUGUCUACUACCUAUCCCAUCCUCCCCCGCCAACCCACCCUGGCCCAGCUCCCGGCCGAAUACCCCUCCGACGCCCAAGACCAAAUCUCGCACCUUCUCUCCUCCCCCACACUCAGCCGUCUCGUCAUCCUCGACGACGACCCAACCGGCACCCAAACCUGCCAUGACAUCGCCGUGCUGACAGUCUGGGACAUCCCCGCGCUUGCUUCAGAACUCCGCAACCCAGCGUCCGCGCGCGGGUUCUUCAUCCUCACCAACUCGCGCGCCCUCCCGCCCCCAGAAGUCGAAUCCCUGAUCCGCACGAUCUGCCAGAACGUCGCACAAGCCGCAAAGACCACAGGCGUCGCCGUUGACAUCGUGCUGCGCGGCGACAGCACCCUCCGCGGCCACUUCCCGCUGGAAGCGGACGUCGCGCAGUCUGUCUUCGGCGAGGUGGACGCGUGGAUUCUCGCGCCCUUCUUCUUCCAGGGCGGUCGGUUUACCAUCGCCGACGUGCAUUAUGUCGCGGAGGGGGAGAGGCUUGUUCCUGCGGGUGGGACGGCUUUCGCGCGCGACGCCACCUUCGGGUAUACCAGCUCGAACCUGAGAGAGUACAUUAUGGAGAAGGCGCCUGGGAGGUUUACUGCGGGACAGCUACAUUCGAUCACGAUUGAGGAUAUACGGGUUGGGGGGCCGCAGGUAGUUUGUGAGAAACUGUUGGCGUUGUCCAAGGAUGAUGGAGGUGGAGGGAUGGUGGUGAUUGUGAAUGCGGCCGCGGAGUCGGAUAUGCAUGUUUUUGUUGCGGGAUUGUUACUGGCCAAAGCAAAAGGCAAACGCUACAUCUAUCGCACAGGCGCAGCCUUCGUUUCAAGCCGGCUGGGCAUCCGAUCAAAACCACCCAUCACCGCACGAGACCUCGACCUCGACCUCGGCCUCGACCUCCCCCUUGCGCGCCAAACAGGCGGGCUGAUUCUCGCGGGCUCCUACGUGCCCAAGACAACCGCGCAGCUGAAGAUUCUCACCGAUCGCCGCGGCGGCGAAACUAACCAGCUCGCAGUUAUAGAAGUGAAAGUCGACGAGCUGAUGGCAUCCGCUGCGAGGGCUGAGCGCGUCGUCCGGGAUGUGGUCAGGGAGACACAGCGGCAUCUGCGCGCUGGUAAGGAUACAUUGGUGAUGACCAGUCGGGCAUUGGUUAAGGGGGAAGAUGAGUUGUCGUCGUUGGCGAUUGGUUCGAAGGUUGCGGAGGCCUUGGUAGGGGUUUUGCAGGGGAUUGAGGUGCGGCCGCGGUAUAUCAUUGCGAAGGGUGGAAUUACUUCCUCUGAUGCAGCUACAAAGGGUCUUCGGAUUCAACGUGCCCUCGUUGUUGGACAGGCAGCUGCUGGGGUGCCGUUAUGGAGGUGUGAUGAGCCAACCUCUCGACACCGGGGGGUCCCUUUUAUUGUCUUCCCUGGGAAUGUGGGAAGUGAAUCGACGUUGUGUGAGCUAGUUGAGGCUUGGAGCUAA
Aspergillus ochraceoroseus IBT 24754 is the source of this 1482-nucleotide messenger RNA. RefSeq lists its product as uncharacterized. The transcript has 3 exons. Lineage: Eukaryota; Fungi; Ascomycota; Eurotiomycetes; Eurotiales; Aspergillaceae. The record is from RefSeq and is a predicted model, not a curated record. The coding region runs from base 1 to 1482 and encodes 493 amino acids.